CCGGCCCGACGGCGCUCGUUGAGCCACAUCCGCGGGUCGCCGGCGACGUUGCCGGCGCCUGUCAAGGCCCCUCCAUUUUGAAGGAAGAGGCCGCCGUUCCCCCACCGCAGGGGCGGCAGCCGCGCUCAUGGCGUUCAGUCCCUGGCAGAUCCUGUCGCCCGUGCAGUGGGCCAAGUGGACGUGGUCCGCGGUGCGCGGUUCGGGCGCGGGAGAGGACGAAGCCGGAGGUCCCGAAGGCGACCCCGAGGAGGAAGAGGACUCGCAAGCCGAGACCAAAUCCCUGAGUUUCAGCUCGGAUUCUGAAGGUAAUUUUGAGACUCCUGAAGCCGAAACUCCAAUCAGAUCGCCUCUCAAGGAGUCUUGUGAUUCAUCACCAGGAUUGCCAGAACCCGAGGCCAAACCCCAAGACUCUCGAGAAGCCGAUGAACAGUUGGUAGCAGAAGUAAUUGAAAAAUGUUCACCUGAUGCAUGCUCUAGAUCUUCAGAAAAUGAAGCGCCACAGGCGACUACCGAUUCUCACUCCGUCAAGGAUGUCAAAGGGAAGGCAGAACAUGAUGUUAGCAAGAUCUCAGUAGUGAGGCCAUUUUCAAUAGAAACCAGGAAUUGCACAGAUGACCCUGCGACUCUUGGAACAACAGCAGCCCAUGGCUGUGUCCCUGUGCUUCCAGGAAAGGCCUUGCCUUCCACCACACUGGAAGCAACACAGGACAAACCAAUGGUGGAUGGAGGCAUGGGGGUUACAUUGAAGGCUUUUACAGAAGCCGGUCUGAAGACUGGAGGCCCCUGUCCAGAACCGGUGGCCAGCAGAAGCAAGCUAAGAAAGCCCAAACCUGUCUCCCUGAUGAAGAAGACAGCUUCUGAACUGGAAAUGUUGAUGGAAGGUUCAUCUCUCCCUAAGGCUUCCUCCCCAUGGAUUCCCAGUGAAUUGGAUCAGAACGCGAAUCCUAGUGUGCUGAGAGGCUUGAGAGCCCAGAGAUCUCCCCCUAACCCUAAAGAAGCAGCUGGCGUUCUCAGUAAUGGCACCAGUGACUUGGGGGUUGAGCUGCAGUGGGGGUCCAGGGACUCACCUCACAAACUUAAGGAUGAUUUUACAGAAGACAGGGAGAAUGUCGAGACCAGGAGUGCCCUUCCGAUGCAACCUGGCAGGAAACCCAGUAACAAACUGGAACUCGAUAUACCAAAAGAUGGCAUCAGUAAGCCUACAGUAGGUGUUGAACAGCCUGCAGACCCAACAGUUCAAGAUGCCUCUCUCGCCCAAACGUCUCCUAAGCUAGAUUCGAGUAAACGGGGUCAUCCUAACUUUAAUUCUUUCGGGAGCUGCCCCAUUCUGCAAAAUGCCCCGCCCCUCUCCUCCAAAGGCUCCCACCACUUUGACCCAGAUAAUGUUAACAAUGAUGAAUCCGUGGAUCCCUUUAAGCCAGCCACAGCUUUGACAAGUAGCAGCUUCUGUUCUGCCACUGGUAAUCAUGUUAAUGAAAUCUUAGACUCACCCAAGAAGGCAAAGUCGCGUUUAAUAACGAGUGGCUGCAAGGUGAAGAAAUACGAAACCCAGUCUCUUGAUUUGGAUGCGUGCUGUCAGGAUGAAGGAGCCGUGAUCUCAAAGAUCUCAGACAUUCCUAACAGGGACGGCCACGCCACUGAUGAGGAGAAACUGGCGUCCACAUCUUGUGGUCAGAAGUCAGCGGGGACUGAGGUGAAAGGCAUAGAAAAGGAGACAUGCCAGAAGAUGGAGAAAGAGGAGCUGGCCAUGCAUGGACUGCUGGAAUCCUCUUCAGAAAAGGCCCCCGUGUCUGUGGCCUGUGGGGGUGAGAGCCCCCUGGAUGGGAUCUGCCUCAGUGAAGCAGACAAGACUGCCGUGCUCACGCUGAUCAGAGAAGAGAUAAUCACUAAAGAGAUCGAAGCAAAUGAAUGGAAGAAGAAAUACGAAGAGACCCGAGAAGAAGUCCUGGAGAUGAGGAAAAUUGUGGCAGAAUAUGAGAAGACCAUUGCCCAAAUGAUUGAAGACGAGCAGAGGACAAACAUGAGCUCUCAGAAGAGUUUCCAGCAGCUGACUAUGGAGAAGGAGCAGGCUCUGGCUGACCUGAACUCCGUGGAGAGGUCUCUUUCUGAUCUCUUCAGGAGAUAUGAAAACCUGAAAGGUGUGCUAGAAGGGUUCAAGAAGAACGAGGAAGCCUUGAAAAAGUGUGCUCAAGAUUACUUAGCCAGAGUUAAGCAAGAAGAACAGCGAUACCAGGCCCUGAAGGUUCAUGCAGAGGAAAAGCUGGACAGAGCCAACGAGGAAAUUGCUCAGGUUCGCUCCAAGGCAAAGGCUGAGAGUGCCGCUCUCCACGCUGGACUCCGGAAAGAGCAGAUGAAGGUGGAGUCCCUGGAGAGGGCCCUUCAGCAGAAGAAUCAAGAGAUUGAAGAACUGACAAAAAUCUGUGACGAGUUGAUCGCAAAGCUGGGAAAGACCGACUGAGAGUCGUCCCGUGAGCUGUGCAGGUCCGAGUCUGGCUGCUUCUGUCGUGACCACAUUUAUCUUGCCUUAUCCAGAAAUAACCCCCACUUUGCAGAGAAAAGUAACUGUUUUAAAAGCACAUGCCUGCUGCCGCCCGUCGGUCCGAUGCUUCACCGCAGCUGCUGUAGCCUGACUGGUGAAGAGGGAGUCAUGUGGAGAUGGAGUCACGGGAUCGCAGAACCAGUCACGUGACCGCAGAGCCCUGGACCAGGUUGCCAGCUUCCUUUAGGCUGGCUUGUGCUUCUCCAACUCGAGUUCAUCAAGCUAUCGUCUUUGCUUUUCCCAAGUUUGUGAAAUUUCUAAUUUUGUGGCAACUGUGUGGGUUUAUCUCCCCAGCUCCUAUCUGAUAUUUUUAUGACCUACUUAAUCUUUUAAAUUUUCAGUAUCAGCAGUCUUAUUGAAGGGGACAGUUUGACCCAUCAUUACUAACACUUUGUCGAUGAGGUUUUAAGCUCCCUUUUCUUUACAGACUUACUCAUGCACGUAGUAUGUACAUCUGUACAUUCUGCAGCCUUUCCCCUGAGGCAUAUCCAGAUAAGAGCCUCUAGGCAGGAGCUUGGUUACAUAAAUAAAUGUAGACAUUUAUUUUGACAUUUUGAAACAGAGCCCUAGGUCUAAAAGCCAGCUUGAGCCUUCGUAGAGGAUGGGAACAUAGCUCCCUUGGUAGAGUGCUUCCUGUGCACAGAGCCCUGGGUUUGGCCCCCCCAGAACUACAAACACUGGAUAUUGGAGUGUAUGCCUGUAAUCUCAACACUCCAGAGGUGGAGGCAGGAUGGUCAUACGUCCAAGGUCAUCCUCAACUUCACAGCCACUUCGAGGCCAGCCUGGAUUAUAUGAGGCCUUGCUUCAAACAAGGAGCAAGUGGAAACAUGGGGUUACCCUAGCUAGUGAGAGGUAGGACAGGAAGAUCACUUGUACCCAGAGUUUAAGGACAGCAGUGUACCAGGCAAAUAGUCCUUUUCUCAAAAAUCAAACACCCAAACCAAACCUUGAGUCAGGAUGGGGAGGUUGAGGACACGAAGGCCAGGGGACAUAGGGUAAGGAGGAGUUGCUGUGCUGUCUGUUGCCCCAGUAUUUGGAUACCCCAGGACCUUAGCAUUGGCCCUUUGUGCUCAUACAGAAAGCAGCGUCACAUGACCAGCAGCAUGGGCCUCCCUCAGAGCUGGUCUUGGAUACAUGUGUCCACCCAGAGCCUAUUAGUGUCUAAAACAAAAGUCAACUUUUGUUACCUACUUGAAAAACACACAAAUGGGACUUGGGAAAGGUUUAGUUGAUCUUGUUAAAAGAUGAUAGAAGCCUACACACCAGUCAGAGAGUGAAGAGCCUUGGUUUUCCAUGCUUACAAGCGCUGCAACCUUUUAGAGACUUAACAACAGCAACAACAAAUGCUGUCCUACUCGAGAUGGGCUUUUAAACAAAACAGGAGGUAAAGAGUCCUAUGGUUCAUGCUCCAAAUCAGCCCCGUGAACAUUUUAAGCAAAGACUGCUUGAAUGCUGGGAAGGGGAGCAGGGUCCACACAGACAAAAUGGAAUCCUGUGAACUCAUACCGGAUUUACCCAGAGGGCCAUUAACUCCCAAAUAGAAAUUUCCCACAUUGAUACCAGUGACUUCCUUUCCAUCCGUUAGGCAAAGCGGAAUCUAUUCAAGUUUUGAUGCUUUUUUUUUUUUUGCCUUAAUCUUACACCGAGUCUUCCUGGCAGAUGCGCACGGUUCAUUGCACACAUCCCUCCUUGUAAAGCAUUGCAUGAGCCAACCGCAGCAAUGAAUUGUGCCUCGUGGAGAACCUCCAUAGAUCUCAAAGACAGUGCUCCUUUAGCAGCGUGUUACCGUGUGCUGUAACCUUUAGAUCCAGGGAAGUAACGUCUCCUCAAGCUAGGAACCACAUGUUGUCAAUAUGCAUUUAUUAUAACCGGUGCUUAGGCUAGGCUGUGUUCUGAGGCCUACUGUCUUUUAACAUUUUGUACAAAAAGAAAAAAAAAAAGAAAAAAACUGCAAGCAGACAGAAGUUCUCUGUGGUUGGAGAAAUGGCUUGACAAUCAUUUGGGCUCUGAAUUUAGUCACAGCGGCUUACUGUGAAGCCCGUGGCAGUAGACAUAGUGUCACGUUCAAGUGUUUUCAGGGGACGCAACCAGUGUCAGCUUAGCUGUCUUCCGCAUGGGAAGCUAAAUUUUGCAUUUAAAAAAAAAAAAAAAACACUGCAGGAGUUUUUGCUACAGUGUUCAGGCAGCAUUCAUGUGAGCUCAUUUUAUUUUGACUUAUUUUCAGUAUGAAAGACUUAAGAGUGGUCUCCAUCGUAAAUCUCUUGUUUUCUGAUUUUUGUUGUUGUUCUGAGAUUGUACCCAGGGUCUUGAACAUGUUAGGCAAGUGCUUUUCCGUGGAACUGCAUCUUCCCCGGUCAUCUUUUUAAGCAUGCGUAUUUUUUAAGGCGUCCUGUACUGUGCUGUGUGUUACCAAGGCACAGGAGAGGAAUGGUGAUUGUCCCUCCCCGCCACACUGGUGGACAGGCCCUGAAAACUGGGCCCUGCUAAAUGAAGCUGCUGUACAGGGGACAUGAGCUAGCCCUUUAAGCAGUGUUUGCCAGUGGCCUCUUAGUCAUCACCAUUGCCAGGAAGUGUUCACCAAUUCCAGCUUAUGGAGAUUCUCCAACAAGAAUAAAAAUGUAGCGUGCACAGCUGGCAAGUUAAGAAAAUAGACUAGGCAGAGUAAAGUCUAUUUAUUUGUUUUUCUUAAUUAAAUAAGCCCUAAAAAGCCUUUUAGCACUCUGGAGAGUAAAAAUAUAAAGUCUUCUUCAACACACCAUGCUGGGGGGCCAAAAGCUUCUUUGUUAGGUGAUUAAAUGGGGAGGCCAGACAUGGUGGCACAUGCUCAUGGUCCUAGCACCCUGGAAGCAGAGGCAGGGACUUAAAGUUCAGGCCUUGACUGGGCUAUACUGUAAGACCCUUGUCUUCCCAGGCUGGAGAGCUGGAUCUGUGACUCGGUGGUAGCGUCUGUCUACCACACACCAGGCAUUGUUGUUUAUCCCCAGUACUGUAAAAACAAGUAACAGAAAAUUUAAAACAAAAGACAAACGCUCAGAGUGGCUUGGGAAUUUUAGGUGAUCUUGUUGAGCCUCUCAGCAUAGAACCGUUUCUUCAGUUCUGCUUUGCCAAAGUACAGACAACUUUUACCCAUCAGUAUUACAGACUGACCAGUUUGCCGUGGGUCAGAAGGCAGUGUAGACUCUGUUUGGAGACCUGGAAUUCCCCUACACUUCGUAUUCUCUGAAGCUGUAGUGUGGAUUCAGGCAUCUUCAGAAACAGACCAAAUUAGGAAGUGCCGAAGCACACAGUUGGGAGGCUUGGACUGAAGAGCAUGGGAUGAAAUCCCUGAUUUCAGGAGUCUAGCUUAAGCCAAACUUACUUUCCAACCAGUGGCCCUGUUCUCCCUGCAGACUUGCCACUGCCUGUGCACAAAUGCUUGCCCACUCACUAGGCAGCCCUGGGUUUAGCAUGGCAGGCCGAAGCCUUCACUUUGAACAAAGAUAGCACAGGCUAGAAAGAGCACUCUGCGGCUCACAGGCUUUUCAGGAUCUGUGGCCCAAGUUCAGGGCAUACUGAAUUGAAAGUGGUGUGGACCUUCUGAAGCCCCCCUCCCGAGUUCCCUUAGGCCCCAUUUCAGCUGCUGAUCUUGGGGCUCAACCAUUCCUACUGUCUCUGUAGGACUGAGGCCCUCUAAGCUCGCUCUCAGGUUUGUUUUUUGUUUUUUUUUGUUUUUUGUUUUUUUUUUUUAAUCUUCGUGGGAAAAGAGAAUGUAGAUGUUCAAAGAGUUAAAUGAUUUAGGCAAGGAAUUUAAAGAUGUAUAUAUUAAUGAAGAAUUUUAAGGGUAACAGAUUACUAUUUACUUACUAAUGAACAGGUAAGAUCUGGGAAUCCCAGAAUGCCAAGCCAAAGGUCGAAGAAAUCACCUUUCAAAAAAAGUUUUAAUAAUGAAGUUAUUUCAAAGGAGACUGAUGUCCAAGAAAUGUUUGACUGGUCUCCAGAUUCCGAUUAUUUUUUAAAAAGCAAUUCGCCAGGGCCAGGGACGUAGCUCAGUUGGUGACAUACUUGCUCAGCAUGCACAAGUCUCUGGAUGUCAUCCCCCAGUGCUGGGGAUAAAAAAAAAAUCAGAAAAAAAAAAUUUACUCAGUCCUUCCUGUAUGGAGAGAAAAGGGAAACGGGUAUAGAACCAGCUCUUCUCCAUAGGCUCUCUUCUAGAACAGUACAGGCAAGCACUUGGCACUGCAUAGAGUAAAGACUGCACUUCUAGAAGUUUCCAUCCAAAUGCAGCCCCCUGUCCGUGCCUCUCAGCAUGCAGUUCGAUUUGGACAAAUAAGAUUCCUGAGGAAUGACUUCCUUCAUUGCACCGCGGUUUCAGCUUUAUGUAAACACACACACACCCCAGUUGUAGUUGUAGUUUGGAGUUGCUGCUGCUGUGCUGGCCUCAGGUAGUCUGUGUGAUGUUUUCACCGCUCAGAGGAGGCCAAGCGUGGGGCUGAGGUCUGGCCUGAACCUUCCCUGUAUGGUGUCUUCAAUACCAACUCUCAGGAUGCCACUCUAUCCCCCUGCCUUCCCGUGGUAUCUGAGUAUGCUCAGCAAAAGUGCUUCCCCCUUCACGGAAGUAACUGACUCAAUAUUUGUGAGUAAUUUUUCAAAUUGACAACAUAGAAAUCUGAACUCUGAAACCCACAUCCAGACCAGAUACAGGGCAGCGUGAAGGUCACACCCGCAGCCUCAGCUUUGUCCCUUGCAGUCCUUGGGACAGGAUUCAGGCACUCGGUUAAGUCUCCAAGGCAUUUGUCAGUUUCCAGUAUUGCUGUUAGCGAGUCUGUGUUUGCCAACAGAUACCCACUGUACUAAUGUGCCAAGUGUUUAUUUGCACAUCUGCUCCCACUGUAUCCAGCAACCCCCCUCCCCCGCCUCCUGGUGCCCCGGAGUGUGUGAGGAGACCCUCACUGGGUCGGGGGUGGGGGGCACAUACUGCAUUGACUCCUGCUGUCAGGACGGUGUUGUGUGGAAUAAUCAUCCUCAUAGAUUUUAUACACAUAGUAAUUUCCCUUUUUAUAUGUCAGGUAAAUAUUUGUAAAAGUUAUACUCACACAAAAGAAAUUAUUAUGAUAAUUACUAAUAUAUUUUUUCCAUGUUUCAUUGCCUGAAUAAAAACUGUUUACCACUGUUGCA
Molecule: messenger RNA, 7693 nt
Organism: Arvicanthis niloticus (Nile rat)
Lineage: Eukaryota; Metazoa; Chordata; Mammalia; Rodentia; Muridae
Gene: Tacc1
Product: transforming acidic coiled-coil containing protein 1
Biological process (GO): mitotic spindle organization; cerebral cortex development; nuclear migration
Cellular component (GO): cytoplasm
Source: RefSeq, a predicted model, not a curated record